CAGAGGGAGUCUUAGGCCUGAGGUCUUAGUGUUUUUCAGACAUUCACUGCCAUAUUUAUUUUUGAUGCCCCAUUUAUUAUAAGGUGGGUAAACAUUCGCUUUCUGUAUAUGCACGAAAUUCUCAGAUGAACAAGGAACAAUCAAUCAAUCAUGCAACAAUCAUACAAAGUUCCAGUUCCUGGACAGAACUUUCUGCAAUUGCAUAUUUGAAUUAUGUCACAUUGAAAUUCCUUCGAUCAGCUGAAAAUCCCGACAAUUUCUGUGGAAAAUGAAUUCUAGUAAACAUUGUGCAUGUCGUGCUGUGCAGUCUGCAACUGUCAGAAGAAAAUUUACUCUUGAUUGAUUUCAUUACUUUCAACUCCCGUCCAUUGUUAAAAUCAGCAUAUUUACAUCAACAACUGCAGUGUUAUGGACAGAUAUAACAUAAUGUAUGCUUGUUAAAAAGGGACAAAACAACAAGAUCACUAUCUAUAUGACAAGACAGUGAUAUACAUAUAUCAAGAUUCAUACAUAUACAUCAAGAUCCGUGUAUAUAAAUCAAGAUUCAUGUAUAUACAUCAAGAUUCGUGUAAAUACAUCAAGAUUCAUAUAUACAUCAAGAUUUGCAUAUAUACAUCAAGAUUCGUGUAUAUACAUUAAGAUUCAUAUAUAUACAUCAAGAUUCGUGAUGAGUACACAUGGUGCUAUUUCGUGAUCCAUGGUAACCGCUGGCCAAACAAUAGCGCAGAUGUUCUCAUUCCCAGACCUCAACCCAGUUUCAACAUGGCCGAUGUUGUGCCAAAUCUUGAGCAGUUUUUUGAAUCCUUGCUACGCACAGUUCAUGAAGCCAUUGAAGGAUUAAACUGUGAAUACAAGCCAAAUCGAGCAGAUAGUUUUGAAUCCCGCCUUGGUGAUUUUGUGCCUACUCUUGAUUUAAUGUCAAGUCGUUUUAGAGCGUGUACGGCUGGUUCAGACCGUGUACUUCAGGACUUACAAGGGCUUAGAAAUGCCGUACACAUGCUUCAGGAAAAUUAUCAUUCCAGGAAUCUGUUUUAUCAGGCAAAUGCGGAUGAGGUAGGAAAUUCACCGCUUGACCGCCCUUGCCCUGUAGAACAUACAAGCCGAGCAUGUCGGCCGCGAUAUCUCGUAGACAGGGAUCUUGUAACUCGUCUGCGAAAUGAAUCUUUCAAGUGGGUAGACAUAGCAAGAAUGCUCAACAUUUCUUCUAAGACACUUAUUCGACGCAGAAAGGAGUUUGAAAUGCCUAUUGGUCAAGAUGCUUUCUCAAAUAUCGAAGACGAAGAUUUGGAUGAGCAUGUAAGGGAUAUUUUAGAAAACACUCCUGAUGCUGGCAGACAUCUUGUUGAAGGAGGGCUGAGGGCAAGGGGAUUGAAAAUUCAGAUAACUCGAGUGCGAGACUCCAUUGCACGAGUGAAUCCUAUAAUGUCUGCCAUCAGGCAACACAGUUUUAGAAUUGUAAGAAGAAAAUACUCCGUACCAUGUCCAAAUGCCCUGUGGCAUAUAGAUGGUGAUCACAAGCUAAUUGAGCCAUAUAGGAUCGUCAUACAUGGUGGGAUCGAUGGCUUUUCGCGGCUUAUAGUUUACCUACGGGCAUCAACAAACAACAAGGCUUCUACUGUACUUGAACUUUUUCGACAGGCUGUGGCACAGUAUUCUUUACCCUCGCGUGUUCGGUCUGACCAAGGCCUUGAAAAUAUUGAUGUAGCAAGGUACAUGCUACAAGAACGUGGCUUGAACCGAGGUAGUAUUAUUACAGGAAAGUCAGUGCAUAACCAAAGAAUCGAGAGAUUAUGGAGAGAAGUCAACCGCGUGGUUGUAAGCAAGUACAAGAACAUUUUCAUGUAUCUUGAAAGGCAUGGAUUUUUUGAACCCACCAAUGAAAUCCACUUGUUUUCCCUACAAUUUAUAUACCUUCCCAUGGUUAACGAUUCCUUACACCAAUUGACACAGGAAUGGAAUUUCCAUGGUCUCACAACUGCAAGUAACACAACCCCCAGGCAACUGUGGAUUGAAGGCAUGCUCUCAAACAGUAAUACUGACCUAGUUGCUGUCACUGAAGUACUGGAAGACGUGCAAUCAGACUUCAGUGACUAUGGCAUUGAUGAUGAUGGGCCUUCUCCAGCACUGCAAACCUGCAAUGAAGUUUCUGUUCCUGAAUGCUCAAUACUACUAUCAGAUGAGCAAAGUACUGAUUUGGAAAGGCUUCUGGAAACCAUCAGCGAUGACGCGCAUGGCAUUUACAAGUAUUUAACUGUUGUUGACUUUCUAGAGAGCUUGGGUUAAGGAUGCUGUUAUUAGCAAAGAAGCAAUGAGCAAAAACCAGAAAAAAAAAACUUUUGUUUUAGUUGAAACCAGCACUACGCAGACAAACUAACUUUAAUCUAGGAUGAGUAUUCUUUUUUUCAUUUAAAGUUUGUUCAAUGAUAACUUGGAACUUAUAACUUAAAACUUAUACUGUUACUUAUACUUAUACUGUUACAACCAGUAUGGUUAUCAAGAGACACCACCACUCUGAUCCAUUACAUAACAUGAACAUUUCCAACAAGUGAAAACAAAACGUGGAUGCAAAAUCUAAAGCUCUUCAUGCAGAACAUUUGAAAGUUUUUUUUCUUCUAACUGUAACCUGAAUUACAAAUUUUCCUUUUUAAAACAUGGGCCCCAUAGUAGACAGGGGUCUACAGGUCAAGACUGAUUUGAUAACAAAAUCACAUUGGAUGUAGUAUUAAACCACAGUAAAGGAUGAACGGUGCAUAUCAUUUAUCACUGCUAACAUUACUUCAGUGAAACUCUCGUAAUCUGGAAAAUCAGGUGGCAAUUCACAUUUUAAGGUGCAAGUAGAUGAAAAUACACCAGCUUCCCCAUCAAAACUAACAGUGAUCCCCUUUACUUUUGCUCCAGAUGAACUCAGGUUUUCACUUCCUGUUAGGAACUUGGUCAGUUUCUUUAAAUCUGAAAGGCAAAAUUUCAGGUGAUGUCAAGAAAGAUUUCUCAUGCACAUUGAAUGGGUGCCUGGAAUAAAGCCCAAGCGACUUCUGAUAAUUGUUGGAUUCUCUUUCCAAUUUGCACUGGAUAUGCUUGUAAAUCAAAGAGGGAAUUUCAAUAUUAGAUCAGGGGUCGCUUAGGGCCCUACUGUCACAUGCCUUUCAAUCAUUUUUUCUUUAUCACCAUGCAUUGCUCACUCAUUUUCAUAAAGACUGCACAAA
Molecule: messenger RNA, 3203 nt
Organism: Orbicella faveolata
Lineage: Eukaryota; Metazoa; Cnidaria; Anthozoa; Scleractinia; Merulinidae
Biological process (GO): DNA integration
Molecular function (GO): nucleic acid binding
Source: RefSeq, a predicted model, not a curated record